Molecule: messenger RNA, 3573 nt
Organism: Pteropus alecto (black flying fox)
Lineage: Eukaryota; Metazoa; Chordata; Mammalia; Chiroptera; Pteropodidae
Gene: ETS2
Product: ETS proto-oncogene 2, transcription factor
Exons: 10
Coding region: 77-1699 (540 amino acids)
Biological process (GO): cell differentiation; regulation of transcription by RNA polymerase II
Cellular component (GO): nucleus
Molecular function (GO): sequence-specific DNA binding; DNA-binding transcription factor activity, RNA polymerase II-specific
Source: RefSeq, a predicted model, not a curated record
UGCUCAUCACGGCCUGACGACUUAGGUUCCAUGAUCACCUUUUCUUCUCUAGAGGAGAGAAUGGGCCCAACGUUUAAUGGGGGAGAGCAGAAGAAAAAUUUGUUGUCAGGAUCGGAUUGUCUGCAAACCGCCGUGCUCCUUCGGCCAUCUUUCUGCUCAGAUAUGCUGGGAACGGCCUGGCGCCAGCACGGUGUCCCUCCCAGCCCUCAGCCUGCACCAGACCCUCAGGGAGAUGAAUGAUUUUGGAAUCAAGAACAUGGACCAGGUGGCCCCUGUGUCUGACAGUUACAGAGGGACGCUCAAGCGCCAGCCAGCCUUCGACGCCUUCGACGGGUCCCUGUUUGCUGUUUUUCCCUCCCUGAGUGAAGAACAAGCCCUCCAAGAAGUGCCCACGGGCCUGGAUGCCAUUUCUCACGACGCUGCCAGCUGCGAACUGCCCCUGCUGACGCCGUGCAGCAAGGCCGUGAUGAGCCAGGCCUUGAAGGCCACCUUCAGCGGCUUCCAGAAGGAGCAGCGCCGCCUGGGCAUCCCCAAGAACCCCUGGCUGUGGACGGAGCAGCAAGUAUGCCAGUGGCUUCUGUGGGCCACCAACGAGUUCAGUCUGGUGAACGUAAACCUCCAGAGGUUUGGCAUGAAUGGCCAGGUAUUGUGUAACCUGGGCAAGGAGCGCUUUCUGGAACUGGCACCUGACUUCGUGGGUGACAUCCUCUGGGAGCAUCUGGAGCAGAUGAUCAAAGAAAACCAAGAAAAAACAGAAGAUCAGUAUGAAGAAAAUUCCCACCUCAACUCGGUUCCUCAUUGGAUCAAUAGCAAUUCAUUAGGUUUCGGAGUGGAGCAGGCGCCCUAUGGAGUGCAGACGCAGAAUUACCCCAAAGGCGGCCUCCUGGACAGCAUGUGCCCGGCGGCGCCCGGCGCCCUCGGCUCUGAGCAGCAGUUCCAGAUGUUCCCCAAGGGGCGGCUCAGCACGGUCAGCGUCAGCUGCUGCGCCGUCGGUCAGGACUUCGCGGGCGGCAGCUUGAAUCUGCUCACCGGCAGUUCCGCAGAAGGGCGGGACGUGGCUUUGUCCUGGAGGAGACAGGGUACCCGGUUGUCGCCGCCAGGGACGCCCGGAGAGCAGGACGCCGCCGAGAGCGGCGCCGACGGCUUCGAGAGCUCGGACUCCCUGCUGCAGUCCUGGAACAGCCAGUCCUCGCUGCUGGACGUGCAGCGCGUGCCGUCCUUCGAGAGCUUCGAGGACGACUGCAGCCAGUCCCUGUGCCUCAGCAAGCCGACCAUGUCCUUCAAGGACUACAUCCAGGAGCGGAGCGACCCGGCGGAGCAGGGCAAACCGGUUAUACCCGCGGCCGUGCUGGCCGGCUUCACGGGAAGCGGACCUAUCCAGCUGUGGCAGUUUCUCCUGGAAUUGCUGUCCGACAAGUCCUGCCAGUCAUUCAUCAGCUGGACGGGGGACGGAUGGGAGUUUAAGCUGGCUGACCCCGACGAGGUGGCCCGCCGGUGGGGCAAGAGGAAAAAUAAGCCCAAGAUGAACUAUGAGAAGCUGAGCCGGGGUCUGCGCUAUUACUACGACAAGAACAUCAUCCACAAGACGUCGGGGAAGCGCUACGUGUACCGCUUCGUGUGCGACCUGCAGAACCUGCUGGGCUUCACGCCCGAGGAACUGCAUGCCAUCCUGGGCGUCCAGCCGGACACGGAGGACUGAGGCCCCGGGGGACCGCGUGCAGGGCCAUCGUGACUGGCUGCGCCCAGGACCCUGCCAGGCCAGACUGAACGCGCCCGGGAACGUGGCCCGGAAGCACCUGGAACCUCGGCUCUUCGCCCAACAGCGCAGUCUCUCGCGCGUACAGAGCCUGCGGACAGGAAAACGCUGUUUAUACCGCGAUGACAUUGAAGUGGCCGAGAGGGCAGCACCGGGAAGCCACCCGGCCUCCGCCCGGGCCGUGUGACAGGAUCGCUCAGGCUGCCGGAGGGAGCGUGUCGUGGACACACACAGUUUGGGGUUUUCUUUUGCCUUUGGCAACCAGGAAUCACAAAUGCAGAAGCGUCUCCUUCAGAGGGCGGGAGGGGCGAGGAAACCAUGUGUCAUUUCAGAAGUCGGUUUUGUAUAUACGACUGUAAUCUUAUAGUUGUCAGAAUCCUCUCACAGUUCUAUUUAACAGAAAUUGUAUAUUGUAAUUUAAAAUAAUUAUCUAACUAUGUGAAAUAAGAGUGCGUAACGGCAUUUUGCAAACAUGGAGUCUGCCUACAGGAAUGAGGUCUAAGAGGGUUAUUCCCCAUUUUCUUUGUGUUUCGUUUUGUUUUGUUUUGUUUUGUUUUGUUUUGCCUGGGUUAUUAUCUGGCAAGAACUUUUGUACAUUUGGGAAUUUUUAUAAGAAACUUGCUGUUAUUAUCCAGGGGCACAAUGUGGCCUCUGCUUUCUCCUUUAAUUGUAAUGUAAAAGCUGUAAAGCAGUAUUUUUCUUGACAAAUGGCAUCUGUUGUCCAUUUCUUCGCAUGCCUUUAAAUCAGUUGAUACGCAAAACUCAUUGCCUAGUUCAACUGUGCGCCCCCCACACUGCCCUCCCCGGCAGCUCUUUCCACCCCGUGCCCCAUUUCCAAGCCCCGAAUUAUUCUGUGUGAUUAAGAAUACUAUUUUUGGAAAUACGCAACUCCUUUUCAGAGAUCAGGCGGGAUUUAACAUAGCUAUUUUUACUGUAAAAGUAACUCACUGGGGGGAAAAAAUGUAAUUUGUAAGAAAGCUUUAUUUUUUAUCUCAGCUCACGUAAAGAGCUGGAGGUUCGGGGAGCGGAGGAACCUUUGUUCAAACCUCUCAGCCACAAAUGCAGCACGAUUUGUCUCGUCCUUGUUCCCCGUUGAGUCGGGCUGUCUGGGUACCAGGCUUCCCCAUCUGCUCAGCCUCCACAGCAAGACGGUUCUGUUUCUGUCCGAUUUUCUUGGACGCAGACUAACCAGAGGCCAGGAGGGAAAACGAGGUGGUCAGGAGCAUUGGAAUAGCUCGCGAUGGAGACUCGCAUGGUGGUUUCUAAGGCGCGCAUGGGCCAGUGUGUGUUUCUGGCCUUCGUAAAUGAUCCGGCCCAGUUGGUCUCGAAAUGGACAGGCUUCACUAGCAAUGAGAGGACCCUGGGACAGUGGCUGACAGCUCUAAGGACUCAUUUGUGGGAUGAGAGCACGUGAUCGGCUGGAAGGGUGGACUGGGGAGAGCGAAGCCGGCUCGAGACCCACUCGAGACAGUUUCCAGUAUCUUGAAACACAGGAUGGUUCUCUCAGGCAGGACCAUUCAUCGUGCAGACAUCUGUGACAUCCACAGACGUGUGACCAGGAAUGUCGGUCAUGCUGCCAAAACAGAUCUUAGCCAUUGGCUCGUUUUACGUGGGGCUGAACCACAUGAAAUCACCAGUAUUUGUUGCUUUUUUUUUAACCCACAUGGUUGGCAGUUUCAUGUGGUCCAACCUAAUCGUGAUGGGAACUGAAGUUCAUUGUAAACCUUUGGCAUAUGGGAAUGAACGGAACUUAAGUAUAAAAAUUUUGUAAUUUGGCCGUUGCUUUCUCCAAUAAUAAAGUAUUUUGUUUAUAUAAA